Hydractinia symbiolongicarpus is the source of this 4628-nucleotide messenger RNA. RefSeq names its product centrosomal protein of 164 kDa-like. The record is from RefSeq and is a predicted model, not a curated record. The transcript is spliced from 27 exons. The coding region runs from base 64 to 4269 and encodes 1401 amino acids. NCBI's taxonomy places the organism in Eukaryota, Metazoa, Cnidaria, Hydrozoa, Anthoathecata, Hydractiniidae. Gene Ontology annotation, molecular function: protein binding.
AACUACAAUGUUUUUGUUUGUUUUAGAUUACUAUAAUGGGAAUAUUGUGAUUAUGUAGUCAUUAUGGUGUCUGUCAACAAUCAACUUAUUUUAGAUGAAGAAUAUGAUGAAAAUUAUCAACCAACCGAAGAAGAAAUCUUUGAAUAUGCUCAAGUUAUUGGAAUCAAUCCUUAUAAGGAACCAGAGCUAUUGUACAUUGCUCGACAAGGUAUUGUUGCACCACUACCACCAGACUGGAAACCCUGUCAGGAUCCCAGUGGUGAAAUAUACUACUUCAACUUCAGUACUGGAGAUAGUGUGUGGGAUCAUCCAUGUGAUGAGCACUUUCGGGACAUGGUGACGCAAGAGCGUGAGAUGUUAAAAAAUCGUCCAAAAACUUCAGGGAAAAACAAACCAAAGGAAAAGAAAAAUAAAGAAAAGAAGAAGGAAAAAACAGCAAAGGCAUCAACUUUGGGACUUGAGAAUAAUCUUGGACCAUUAAAACCUCUUGGUGGAAAGUUAGGUACUCUAUCAUCAACAGCACCAAGCUCUCUUGGAUCAACUGGUGGUACUCUGAGUCCUCUGAUGGUACCUGGUAAAGGAAAAGGAAUGGGCACAAGCAUAAAUGAAAAGAAAAAGACAGGUGAGAAGAAGGAGAAAAAUAAAACAAAAGAUCAUGGCUUGGGCAGUGGUGGUUUUGGUAUGUCACUUGGCACAACUGGUGAAAGCAUUAACUUUCUUGGUGAUUUAUCAGAAAUCAGUCAGUACUCUGAUGGUAAACCAAAGUUCAAUCUUGGUAUUGACGGAGUAGAUGAUGUUGCUAAUCUUGGUUAUAUGGAUUCAGAUGAUGACAGUGAAAACUUAAAUAAAUUACCGGAUAAAUCUGAUUCAGUUGAAGAUGAGGAAACUGAAGUGGAUUUCGGAAUCAAUUCUGGUUUAGCAGCCCGUUUAGACAUGAUGAGUGUUGACAAUUUACCUGCAUUUGAUACAUAUCGGGAUGAAAGUGACGAAAGUGAUUUUGACAUUAAACAAUCGUCAACUGAUAACUUUCGUCAAUUGAAAGUGGAGAACUCUGACCAAACCAUCAAAGCAUUCAUGGAUAAUGUUGACGAGGAGAGAAAGAAGCGUUCAGAAAUGUUAGCCAGUGCUGCAGAGAAACGAUUGUUUGCAUCACAAGAAUCUACAAUUGCUUCUUACAACGACACAAAAACAAAGCCUAACAAUGAUGGAAAGCUAACUUUUGGUAAAGCAGACCCAAAGCAAGACACAAUCCUAAAGACAAAAUUAAAUUUGGAAAACGAAAAAGAAGAUAAUUUGGAAGAAUUCAAAAAAAAGUUAAAAAAUGAGGAGGAAGAAGAGAAGAAGAAACUUCGAGCCACUCAUGACUUGGCAAUGAAGUACUUAAAGAAUGAAAUAGAUGAGGAAAAGUUAGAAGAAGAAGCUAAGUUACAAGAGGAUAAAGCUGAUUUUAUUCGAAAACUGAAAACCAAAAUUGAAGAUGAAAAACGAAAAGAAAAAGAACAAAUGGAGAAGGACAAUGAAGUUGAAGUGGACAAACUAAAAAACAAAUUCAAAUCAGAAUUGGAGAAAUUAAAAACAGAUUUAACAAAAAAGAAUAGCCAGGAGAAAAAAGAUCUUGAAAAUAAGCUUAAAGAGCAGUUUAAUAACGAAGAACAGAAACUAAAACAGAAUCAAAAGAAUGAUAUGGACAAGUUAAAAGAUGAAUUGCUCAGUGAAAAGGAAACACAAGCAGAGAAAUUGAGACAACAACAGGCAUAUGAACUACAGCAGCUACGCACUCAGUUACAAGAAGAGCAAGAAAAGAAAGUGAAAGACAUACGUCAGGAGAUAGAGCUAAAUAGUCCUGAAGAAAUGCAAUUCAUGGAUUCAUUAAAUCAAAGUAAAUUUAACAAACCAAAUCUUGCCGACUUCAAAAGUAAACAAGAGGACUAUGAUAAAGAAUUGGGAAAUUUAAGAAAAGAACAUGAAGAACAUAUAAAGAGUUUAAAAACUGCAUUUGAAGAAGAAGUAAAAAGACUUAAAGAUAACCAAAAAGAAAAUGUCGAGAAACUGGAAAUUGAUAUGCAGAAUGAAUUAAAGAGUCUCAGACAAGAAUUAAAAGAUAAGAAUGAAAAAGAAAACGUUCAGUUCCAAAAGUCACAUUUGCAGGAAAAAGAAACCCUGAUAAUUAAACAUCAAAGCGAAGUGAAACUGUUGCAAGAAAAUAAUGAAAAAGAAGUUGAUGCUUUAAAGAAAAAAUUCGAAGAAGAGCAAGAAAGAUAUCACACAGAAAUGCAAGAAUUGGAAGAACAAAAGAAAAAGUUAGAUGGAAAGAAAGAAGAAUUAGGAAUUCUUGAGUUAGAACUUCAAAAACAGGAGAAAACACAACAGAACAUUAAAAAUGGAGAUGAGGAGACAGAGAAAGCAGAUUUAUUAAAUGACAAAUCUCAACUUCAGAUCGAAAUUGAAAAUUCUAAAAAAGUUAUAGAAGAGUUAGAGGACACGAUAAGUAUGUUGCAAACCAGUAAAUCUGUGAUAAAAAAUGACAUUGAAGAACUAACGCAUCAGAAAAAGAAACUCAACGAUGAGAUCUCCAUCUCAGAGACUAAAUUUAAGUCAGAUAAGACUGAGCAAAGUAAACAGAUUGAACAGUUAAAAGAAGAGAUCGCCAAUUUAGAACAGAAAAUAAAAUUAAACACAGCCGAACUAAAAGAUUAUAAAAGUCAAAAACAAACAUCGCCAAGAGAGGCUGAAAACCAAAAUACGGUCAAUCAUAAUGAACCAUCUUCUACUGUACACCAUCUAGUAGACAAUAUGGAACCUUUAGUUAAUGGAGACAUCCAAGAAAGGGAUGAUAAUGAGAUAAAAGUUGAGAAGCAGAAUUUAUAUGAAAAUAAACACGGAAGAUCUUCGUUGAGUUUGCAAGAUUUAGAAGACAGUGAUAUAGAAAAAGAUCAGAGUUUAGAACACAUAUCAAAAAGACACAAUACGAUAGGUAUAAGAUCGCCAGCAAAGAGGAGUCGAAAUCAAAAAAAGUUGGCUUGGAAGGACAUCGAGAGUGAAUCUGAUUCGUUUUCAGAAUCAUUAAACUAUGGAAUAAAUGACUUUGAGAAAUAUCGACACAAGCACAUAUCAAGACCAACUGAGGUUGAUUUGCAAUUAAACGAGGAAGAAGACGCAAUCGAGAGAGCAAGGCAAUUUCUUCGUAAAAAUAAAGAAAAUAUAAGAAAAAGACAGUCGGCACUUGCUAAAGCAGAAGAAGAAUGGAGACUUGAUUCUCUGCAUUCGCAAAUGUAUGUCAGUCAUGAAGCAAACAAAUUUAUGAAAAGUAUUCGUACGAAACUCGACGAGGAAGCGGCUGAUAUAAACGAUGCAAUGUACACUAUAGCUGAGGGUCAGGAUUUUGUGCAACGGAAAGAACGCAACUUACGCUUAUUAGAGAACGCCUUGAACGCAAGAACUGCCUCGAGUCCUGAUGAAUCGGAACGCUUUUCGGAUGUCGUUGAAGACGCUGAAAUCAGAUACAAGUUACGUCGUUUGCGAGAACAGAAGCGGCAAUAUGAUGACGACAUAGAGUAUGGACCAUGGAUCGAUAAGGCUACUAAAGGAAGUCAGGAACGUCGUAACCGAGCGUUACGAGAAUAUCGGCAGACAUAUGAUCCUGAUGUUGAAGCUGAUAAUUUAUACCCGCGACACGUGCUUGGUUCAGUGAAUAAAAGAGAUUCCGUGAAAGCAGGGGGAGGAGGGCUUAUGGGUAGUAGAAGAAGUGAUGGUGACCAGUUCCACAAAAUCAAGUAUUUGCGUGAUGUUGGGCAUGGUAGACAUUUUGGUGAUGACGAAAAACCGAGGUGUAAUUAUGAAGACUUGGAGAUCCCGAUAAGACGUCGUCAAACUCCAACUGUGGAAGAACGACUGGAAAAGAAAUGGAUGGAAUAUUUCGGAGAUCGCCUGAUGCCAUCGUAUUCGCAGAUUAAAGCUACCCCAUCAUGGGGCCAUUCGUCAGCUUUAGACGAUCUUCGCAAAUCAACGAAUGGACUACAUAAUGUUCCUGCAACUACUGAGAAACGUCUGCAAAGCCACGCCGAAUGGUUGAAAAAUGUGAGAAGGGAUAGAGAUGUAGACUCAAUAAACGACAUAUAUCCAUCGCCAUGGCAACCAACACCUGUCGUAAACGGUUCCCAGAUGGUCGGUAAUGCAUUUACAAAAGAAUCAAAAGUUUUUCCAAGUUCUCCGUAUGGUGCACGAUUUUCAUUGGCUGAUAACAUGCAUGUUAUGUUUCAGCCACCUUAAAACACAUUCUUCACACCUUAAACGUUUUUCGGUUCAAACUUACAUGACCAAUGUUGAAUGUGUUCUGUAUGUGUUGUUUGCUUGGAAAAAAUUCUGUGUAUAAUUGAGCUAGUGCAAUUACGUAACGCGUCCUUCAGUGAGAGAUUUCCUCAAUUUUUAUGAAAAUAUUGUUUUGUUGAUCAAAACGAGAAUUGUAUCUUGAUGAACAAAGUAGUCAUCCCACUGAACAGAAUUUUAGUUAAAAACCUAUUUCUUGAGAUGUAAAAGCAUAAAGUUUUUUUAUCUUGUACAUAUUUAAUAUAUAUUUAUUUUGAUGUAAUUUUGAAAGAAUUAAUUUUAAAUAUGCUUUUAUAAAAUGA